Molecule: messenger RNA, 1290 nt
Organism: Durusdinium trenchii
Lineage: Eukaryota; Dinophyceae; Suessiales; Symbiodiniaceae
Source: the annotation of a GenBank genome assembly
ACGGCUCCUUUGCAGCGGUAGCUUGACUCCAGACUUGCCGAACUGUUUGAGGACAUCUGCAGCUGUGUUGACCAAAAGGUGCACGAAGAGACAUUGGUUUGUCUUCGUGGCAUACCACGUGGGCAAACAACUGAGCGAUUCUCUGACGUGAAUGAGGCUAUUUGAGACAAGACAGUUGUGCAAUUCCAAUGUUCUCUAGAACGAUAGGACAUCCCACAGAAUACACCGACAUUUACCAGGGGGUGUUCCUUGAAAUGCCGUGCGGACCCGACACAUUUCACCAUACGGCGUAGCGUGAUGGCCACACGGUUUGCGGAGGCCUUGGCGGUGGUUCGCAGUAUGGCAUUGCAGAAUGGCCAGCUGCAGGCCGUGGCGCAUCUCGAAGUGUCUGCGGCCACCACCACCCUCGGGGGUCCCGAGAUGCCGACCACGCGCACUCGGCUUGUCCCGGCGCAAGAGCGGGAGACCGAGAGCUCGGACGGCUGGGUGGACGUGCUCUUCCGAUCCGAGUUUAGCACGAUCAUCGUGGGCGGCAGCUACAUUUGCUUUCUAGCCAACUUCCUGUUCUUCGGCAUCACCUAUGCCAUGCCACAGGUCUUCAGGGUGGUGCAGUCACCAUUUCAUCCAGCCACCCAAGUCUUGGUGGUCACCAGCGCAGAUCUUCCAGCCUGCUUGUUGGCCAGCCUGCUGAUCCGCUCUCAGGCUUACGGCCAUAGAGACAGCUUGUCGGCCCUCGCGAUGGUCUUGGCCAUGCUUCUGCCAACACUCAUGAUCCUUGAGCAUGGAGAUGAAAGCCUAGUGACUGUGGCCACCUAUGCGUGCUUUCUGGCCAAGUGCGCCGUGACGGCGUUCUUCACGAUUGCAUACGUCUACAUCACCGAGAUCUUCCCCUCAGCAUGCAGAUGUACCGCAGCAUCAGCUUGCAUGGCCGGAGGCCGCAUUGGGUCUAUCCUGGCACCCUUGGCCUUUGAACUCUUGGCACAGAAGGAGUCCCACAUGCUCUUCUGGCUCUUGAGCUCUAUCCUAUGCGUCUUCGCAGUGGCAGUGAUCAAGCGUUGCCUGACCUUCGAGCUCAAGGGUGAGCCAUUGGAGGAUGUGGUGCUGAAGCGCGGUGACCUACGCGUGAAGAGGCCAUCACUGUUGACUCCGAGCUCAGAGAAGCGAUUGCAUCGCAGGUACACGUCCUCAGCACAGGAAAUUCCAUGGAAGCAAGAAGCUGCGGCGAUGAGUGUGUAGAUCCCCUUUGGGCCGAAGCGAAGCCCAGCGCAAAAUGGAAGACGAACGAGACCA